GUGCCUUCAGCUGUAAUGUUGUUUGACCGAGUCUUUGGGUCUCUAUGACCACAAAGACGAUGUGUCUUCAGCCUUCACUACGUUCAGUGACUUUUCACAAUAUCUUCCAGGUGGUUUGAAAGAUGAAUAAAAAUCUAAAAGAGUGUAAAAAAAAAGUGAAAAUCUCGGACAAGAAGAUGCAUUCAUGAAUGAGGGAUGAAUUCUGGAAAAGAGAAGAAGAAAGCGCUAAGUGAUCAGCAGGAUCUUAUGAGCAACACUCUGGGGUCUGCAGAUAAGAAGUUGAGGCACGUUGGUGUUAGGAAAUCACACAACUCCAACCUGGAAGAAUAUAACAAAGUAUCUCCUGGUCCUUCUCACUCUGUUCUGCGUUGCUCUUCCUCUUCUCUUCUACGAUCCAAAGAUCUCAGAGUGACUUUUGAACAGGAAAAUUCAAACAGCUUUCCAAGGACAAAAAGCAAACAAAAAGCAUCCCCUUUAUUAUGGAGAACUGAGCAGCAGUCAGUAUUCACUCCUACAUGGAGCACACCAGAGAUCAGAUCUUUAUAUUUGGAAUCUGAGCCUACAGAAGGAACUAAUAAACCAUGGGACAUGAAUUUUAGGGAUGUUGUUUUGUCACAGACUGAAAUGAAUCACCCUUUGGCUGAAGCCGACACAGAGCUGGAAUCACGUACUGACAGACUGCUCCGCCUUACCAGGGACUUAUAUGAAGUGACACAUCUACCUGAUGUUGCCGUACAGUUUUUUGAGAUGAGACAAGAGGAACGAUCACCAAAACAUAAACUCUGCAUCAAUUCCUUAUUACAGCCAGACAAACAGAAAACCCAGCAGACUCCUAAGCAACAGCUGAAGAAACAGGUGAUCUUUCCAGAAAGCCAUAGAAGCUCUGUGCCUGGUCCAGUUGUCCAACCCUAUGGCCCUGAUGUGUGUGCUGUAUUGCGGAGUCUACUGGAUUUGGUGGAUGAGCACUGGAGUGGACAAUUCUCCCUGCACCUCAAUCUCAGCUUUAUGGCAAAAGCCAUCCUCCUUCUGUUACCUCUGACCAACCCUGUUCCAUCAUCCCAACCUGAGGACAAGAAAGUAGGAGAAAUUAACAAACAGAAAGGGACCAGACAAUGGUAUGAUGUGGAAAAAUCAAAGCCGGUAAAGAGCAGAGUGGGGAAUGAGCAGUGUGGAAAUGAGGAGUGGGAAAGCUUUGGAGAACAACCAACAGCACUUGAUGUCUCUGAAGUUAUACAACUAAAGAGACAACCUCCCAAAAUGCAAUGUGAACAGGAAACCUUGAAGACGAGACUGAUCAUGGCUUUAAAAGAGAACUUCAUUUUGCGAGAAGAGAAAAUGAAGAUGAUUGCAAGUCUGGAAAGUGACACCACACUUUUGGACUUGGGGGUACAUCUGGAUAGAGAAACACAAGUUCUUCAACAGCAACACAAACUCUUAAAGCAGUUAGAACGAACACUGCAUCUUCUACAGGACAAUCACAGAUCCUUGCUAUCACAACAUGACUGGCUACAGAAUUUGAUAAAAAAAGAACCAGCAAAUCCAGUAAACCAAUAUAAAUUUAAUGAAUAAUAAAAUAUUAAUAAAAAAAAGUUUAUUUAAAUGUAUUAACUGUUAUCUGACCAGAGAAGUUCGGAUAAGCGGUAGAAAAUUAAUGAAUAAAUGAACUGUUAUCUAUUCCCCCUGUUUGCAUAAAUAUAUGCAAACAGACAUAAAAAUAUAAAUAUAUGUAAACAGACAUAAAAUGUGAGAUGAUUAACUUAGGUCAUCCAUCCACACGAACAAACCAUAUUUAGCCCAAUGAAGGGUUUGUGUAAGAUGAUCGAUCAUAAUAAUGUGACUAUUUCUAUAUAUGUGAAUUUCCUGCAUAAAUUAUAGAUACCGUGACCAAAGUUUUAUCACAUACUACAGUACACUUUCAAAUGGUAAAAUACUUAACAUUAGACCAGCAGAUAGAGCUACUGAUCAAUUAAACCCUACUUGGCUAUAGACAUGAGUCUAGUAAUCUAAUUCUAAUAAACAGAAUUCCUGAGAAACUGUGAAAUAAUACUUUAAGAAUGCUUUAGGUCUCUACAGAUGUUUAUAAAGUGGCUGAGAAAACUGCUUUCUGGCACCUACUUUAUGUUUAGAGACCUGAAGUCUCACUAAUCAAAGCAUGUACAGAACAAGGAGUAAAGUUAAGUGUAAGAGCUGAUAGUACAUACAAAAAAAGUAUCAUGCAACUGUCAGCAAAGUGUCCCAAAAUCACAGCAUAUGGGAAAAAUCUUCCCUUUAAAAAAGCAAGCAUGGCACUUGUGCCUGCUGUAUCUUCAGUUAAACAACAUUUUAAAAGUAUUGCUGUUUUCCAAAAGUUUUUUAACCAGGGAGGAGGAUGUCUUCCACAUCUAUCCACCCUGAAGCUAUUGGAAUCUGUUUUCUCAUCAGCUAAUCGUUCAAAUAUGUUUAUUGCUGUUGGUUAAAACUAAAAGGCUGCAAAGUGAUUUAUUUUUAUAUUGAAUGGAAGCAGGUGAUUUUAUAAAGUCGCUCAAUCGGUCAAAGACACAGCGCCAUCUGCUGGUUUUCUGGUAAUUUCACUGAUCAGCCUACAGUUAAAAAUAUCCAGUAAAAUCAUACUUAACAAGCUUAACAUAUCACGUGAAAUGGCUAAAAUACAUUAAUGCACUUUAUAUGUAUUUGGCUAAAUGGCAAAGUCACACACUAAGGUUUUAAAAUGUAAAACUGUAUUUUGACUGCUGUGAACCGUGAAGAUAUUUGUACAAAUAGAUCCCUCUUGUGGACAAAGUGGGUAUAUGCAAAUAUUACAUUUUCAAUUCAUUUUUACUCAUUGUUUUCAAUAAGCGCUUUAUCAUGACCUGGGUCUCUCUCUCUCUCUCUCUCUCUCUCUCUCUCUCUCUCUCUCUCUCUCUCUCUCUCUCUCUCUCUCUCUCACACACACACACACACACACGCGCGCGCGCGCGCGCGGUUUUAAAAUGUAAAAUUGUAUUUUGACUGCUGUGCACCGUGAAGUUCUUUGUACAAAUGGCUCCCUCUUGUGGACAAAGUGGAAAUAUGCAAAUAUUAUAUUUUUAAUUAAUUUUUACUCAUUGCUUUCAGUAAGCGCUAUAUCAUGACCUGGAUCACACACACACACACACACACACACACACACACACACACACACACACACACACACACACACACACACCGGUUUUGAAAUGUAAAACCGUAUUUUGACUGCUUUGAACCGUGAAGUUCUUUGUACAAAUGUAUGGUUCCCUCUUGUG
Tachysurus fulvidraco (yellow catfish) is the source of this 3263-nucleotide messenger RNA. RefSeq names its product leucine-rich repeat-containing protein 36-like. The record is from RefSeq and is a predicted model, not a curated record. The coding region runs from base 196 to 1569 and encodes 457 amino acids. Lineage: Eukaryota; Metazoa; Chordata; Actinopteri; Siluriformes; Bagridae. The transcript is spliced from 9 exons.